AUGUUCCAGAGGUUCUUUCAGCGUGAUAAUCAAAUUGAGUGGACUUUAUUGCCCAAAACCUAUGCCAAUGGUAGUAGGGAGCAUCAUUCUGGAAAGGUUCUUCUUCCGCAGAUUUGUUUGGCCACUUUAGUUGAGAAACAAGUCAAUACGCCUUAUGUUUUCAAGAUUUCGGCUCAUGGGGGGAUUGCCUAUACACAUGCGGGCGUGCAUGAAUUUACUGAUGAGAUUCAGGAUAUAGUAUUGCCACAAUGGAUGUACGAUCAGUUGACUUUAGAUGAGCAUCCUGUCACUGUUACUUGUGCAGAACUACCUAAAGGAAGCUUUAUUAGGUUAUUGCCACAAAGCAAGGAGUUCUUGGAGAUAGAGAAUCCUAAACCGGCCUUAGAAAGUGCUUUACGAAACUAUCAAGUACUUAGUCCUGGUGAUACAAUCUCGCUUUAUUUUGAAGAGGAGUUCAAGCACAUUCUCUUUACAGUUUCUGAGAUUAAGCCGGCUGGUGAAGGAAUAAGUAUUAUUGAUACGGAUUUAGAAGUAGACUUUUUACCACCAGCUGAUUAUGAAGUUAUUCCCGUGCAAACUGCCGAUAGUUUAGUUGUUAAGAAGGAGGACCAGUUAGAACUAACUGAUCCCUUCUAUCACGCCAAACCAGCCCUUGGAGUUGUCUUUAUGGGUAUACCCAAUUAG
This is a messenger RNA of Nematocida homosporus, 684 nucleotides long. RefSeq names its product ubiquitin fusion degradation protein 1. The transcript has a single exon. The record is from RefSeq and is a predicted model, not a curated record. Gene Ontology annotation, cellular component: VCP-NPL4-UFD1 AAA ATPase complex. Bases 1 to 684 code for a protein of 227 amino acids. NCBI's taxonomy places the organism in Eukaryota, Fungi, Microsporidia. Gene Ontology annotation, molecular function: polyubiquitin modification-dependent protein binding.